UUAAAAUAAUACCAGAAAACAGUGCUUCUUUUACAGUUAUGUUGCUGUGUUGAUUCUAAUCAACAUAUGUUUACAAAGAAAGAAGGGAUUAAAAUAUUUAUUUUGAGUUAACAGUGUGCAGACCCCGUUGUAUGCUAUGAAAUUGUGUACUUUUAUGUUUUUGCCUGUAUGUACGCACACUUGGGCCCUCUUCUAGGGAAUUCUUCUAAGUAUCUUCAGCUGAUUUACUUCUAGUAGCAGCUGCCCUGAUGUUGCUAAAAGGUGAAUGUCUGUAUAAAUGCAGGUCCUGAGCACAUUCAAAGCGCUGCACAGAACAAGGAUGAUUGUAUUCAAAGAAGAUGACAGAGCACUGACAGCUGCAAGAUUAAAGAUCAAUGAGGAGUUCCGGAAAAACAAAAAUGAAACAUCAGACGUAAACAUUAAGAAGAUGAUCAAAAUGGGCACAGAUGUGGAAGUUGUCCUUCGACAGGGCGUGAUACAAAUGGAACAUGUUGGAGACAAAACACUCUUGCUUAGACCCAGAGAGGACCUUCUGCUGGAAAAUGUGCCCUAUUGCGACCAGCCAAGGAAAAAGUCAUGACAGAUGAUGUGUUUACAUCUUUUUGAUAAUUAAAGGGACUUACUUUCGUCCAAUAUCAUCCAUCUGCAUUUUAAAGAACUAAACCCAGAACAACAUCACAAGUUGUUCAGGAUCUCCUUAUCAAAGAAGACUUUAAAAAUCAUCACUGCGUUGAGAAAUAUUUUUUGUUUCACUGAAAAUCUCAUCAAUUUCAUGCUUUUGUGCUUUGAAAACUGUGUGCUGUAAACGAGAUGCCACAAUUUAUUGUACAGUAUUUUGUCAAAUAUAAUUCAAAUGUUUUCAUUUAAUUUAGAAGUACUCUGCCUAUUUAUUAUGAGCUUAUGAUUCAACUGAGCUAAAAGGGAAAUGUUACUUUGUUGCUACCAAACAUGUUUCAUUGUGUAUUGAUUAAAGAGGCAUAUUGACAGAC
Centropristis striata (black sea bass) is the source of this 989-nucleotide messenger RNA. RefSeq names its product LYR motif containing 7 (gene lyrm7). Gene Ontology annotation, biological process: mitochondrial respiratory chain complex III assembly. The record is from RefSeq and is a predicted model, not a curated record. Lineage: Eukaryota; Metazoa; Chordata; Actinopteri; Perciformes; Serranidae. The transcript is spliced from 4 exons. The coding region runs from base 278 to 580 and encodes 100 amino acids.